UGUUUAGUCCUUGCACUAGACAAGAUUAGAUCUGCAGCAUGUGAAAUGGAUGUCAUUUGUAAUCCUUAGCUAAUGUUAAAUGUGGAGCUACUGGUGGCUGAGAGGUUGCUCUGUACGUGGUGAAGAGAGGCCUUGGCAGCUUGACAUGGAGUUUUUUCUCCUAAUGUUGCUGGACAAGAAUAACAAGGAGAAGAUCUUCAUGUAACUGGCUGAAAAAUGGUUCUGCAAGAUGAUAGCACCAACUGUAAGACUGUUGGAAUGGAGACUCUCUUCACUUUGACAUGAAAUGUGAAGUUUGUUAGUCACACUUUUGUUUCUUUUUUACAGUUAUUGUGGAAGGUUCCAAAUGGUGUGGGUUUUUGUCAUGAACAGGAUGAGCUCCCAGAGCAGCUCAUCUGCUCAGCGCAGGCGAAUGGCUCUAGGCAUUGUCAUUCUCCUCCUGGUUGAUGUGAUUUGGGUGGCCUCUUCAGAACUCACUUCUUAUGUUUUUACAAGGUACAACAAACCCUUUUUCAGUACAUUUGCAAAAACAUCCAUGUUUGUUCUAUACCUCUUGGGAUUUAUUGUUUGGAAGCCAUGGAGGCAACAGUGCACUCGUGGGUUUCGUGGAAGGCAUGCAGCUUUUUUUGCAGAUGCUGAGGGUUAUUUUGCUGCUUGUGCAACAGAUACCACUGUGAACAGUUCUCUGAGUGAACCUUUAUAUGUUCCUGUAAAGUUUCAUGAUUUGCCAACUGAAAAAAAUGGCAGUAAUAGUACUGAUGCAGAGAAAACUCCCAAAAAGCCUCGUGUGAGGUUCAGUAACAUCAUGGAGAUCAGGCAGCUCCCAUCAAGCCAUGCUUUGGAGGCAAAGCUGUCACGCAUGUCGUAUCCAACAGUGAAGGAGCAGGAAUCCAUCUUAAAAACUGUAGGAAAACUCACUGCAAGCCAAGUAGCAAAAAUUAGCUUUUUCUUUUGCUUUGUGUGGUUCUUGGCAAAUUUCUCAUACCAAGAAGCUCUGUCAGAUACCCAAGUUGCCAUAGUUAAUAUCUUGUCAUCAACCUCUGGGCUUUUUACAUUAAUCUUAGCUGCAGUCUUUCCCAGUAACAGUGGAGAUCGGUUUACCCUGUCCAAAUUAUUAGCUGUUAUUUUAAGCAUUGGUGGUGUGGUACUUGUUAACCUUUCUGGAUCUGAAAAAUCUGCUGGAAAAGAUACAAUAGGUUCCCUUUGGUCUCUUGUAGGAGCAAUGCUGUAUGCUGUCUACAUAGUCAUGAUAAAAAGGAAGGUAGAUAGAGAAGAUAAACUUGACAUACCAAUGUUCUUUGGUUUUGUAGGACUGUUUAAUCUGUUGCUGCUGUGGCCAGGGUUCUUCCUGCUGCACUAUACUGGGUUUGAAGCAUUUGAGUUUCCCAAUAAACUGAUAUGGAUGUGCAUUGUUAUAAAUGGCCUUAUUGGAACAGUUUUGUCAGAGUUCCUCUGGCUGUGGGGCUGCUUUCUUACCUCAUCACUGAUAGGCACACUUGCCCUAAGCCUUACAAUACCUCUGUCCAUAAUAGCUGACAUGUGCAUGCAAAAGGUGCAGUUUUCCUGGUUAUUUUUUGCAGGAGCAGUACCUGUAUUUUUUUCAUUUUUCAUUGCAACUCUCUUGUGUCACUAUAACAACUGGGAUCCAGUGAUGGUGGGAAUCAGAAGAAUUUUUGCCUUUAUUUGUAGAAAGCAUCGAAUUCAGAGAAUGCCAGAAGAAAGUGAGCAGUGUGAAAGCCUCAUCCCUAUGCAUAGUGUUUCACAGGAUGGAGACAGCUGCUGUUCUUAGACAAAAGUUUAAAAAUGGAAUGAUGCCCAGCGAAGAGACAAUCUUCUGGAAAAGUCCCUAAGGAAUCAUGUUUCAGUGCCUAAUCUGAAUUUGUAGUAAAAACAAGAAGUUUCAGUUCUUUUGAAACUCUAAACUUUUUCUUGCUUUCAUGUGAUUUUACAAAUGAACAGAUUUACUACAUGCCUGUCACCGAAGAGAGUCAGUCCAUCUGAGCAACCAACCUGCCUUAUAACACUUGAGUCGGUGACAUUACUUGACAAAAUCAAGGAAGCAAAUGCUGUUAAGUGAUUUCUUUCUUUUUUUAAGUCACAAUUUUGUUAAAUGCUGGACAAUAUUAUUUUUAAAAGAUACUUUAAAGUGAGUUAUGUAAAUAAGUUUGCAGGUCAUCAAGUCUUACAGGCUUUCAGAUGAAAAGCUAAAUAGAUUUGUUACCUGUAGUAGGUACAAAUUAAAUUUUUUAUGUUGUAUAAACUAUUUGCAUAUUAAUAGAUGAAAAUAGAUAAAUAAUUUAUUAAGUGCAUUCUUAUAAUUACUGAGGCAGGAUCUUUGUAAGGUCCUGGAACACUACAUAUAUAAUGUCUUAGGCCAUUUUGAGUAGCCUUGUAAUGGCAAUGGGUGCUGAUGAUUAAAAAUCAGAAAAAUUGCCCAACAAUCAGGAAUGCUUAAAAUUUCAGUGAAUGGUAAAAUAUUUCUAAUUGCAAUACCUUUGGGUAUAAAUUCUUAUACAUGUUUUUAAACAGGCUGGUUCUGUAACCCAUUCUCAAUCCUAAUUGUCACUCAGACAUGAAAAUUUUCGGGUGUAGAGAUCAAAUUAAUUGUGAAAGUUUUCAGUCAGUGGUUUGGAGCUACAAUCUGCUAAACAAUAUGAAAAGGAAAGGUGUUUGCAUUGAUUUUUCUUUCCCCCCAGCUGUAUUAAUAAAUUUAUUCUAAAACUGAUAAUUAUCUUCCUUCCACUGCAGCAUUUUAUCCUUUUUAAUCCAGCGAAGCUAUAUUAAUUAUAUUCAGGAAUAUUUGAAAUUAGUCAAUGCCAUUUUUCAGCUCCUGGCCUAUAAGGCACUUAGAUCAAAGUUAAUUUUGGCUUUUGAUGGAUUUUAUUUUUUCUACAGUGAAUAUGAGAUGGAUUUUUAGCCAGGAGUAUUUUCUUCCACACAACAAGGUUAUUCAUAAUGUAGGAUGUUUCUGCUGUCACUCCACACAGAUAAAGAAGGAUGACAUAGCAGAAAUAUUUAUUCAUGUUUUGGUACUCAGUAAUGAUCAUUCCAAAAGUAAUUUUGGUCUUUUGGUAAUAAAACUGUUCUUUGAGAGGGAAUGCAGGAAAGCAACACGCUUAAGCUCUACAUUUAUAGAAGAAUUCGAGCCAGCAGCUGGAAUUUAAUGUAAGAACUAUGUGUAGAGAAGGAAGACAAAAUGAACCUGGGCUCUUCUGUUCAAAUAUUUAACCUUCAUCAAGUUUUUCCUUCCUGUUUUUAAUAGUGGAUUGCACUACAAACAUUGGUGAUCUGAGGCAUCUCUUUAAGAUGAGGUAAUAAGUCCUUCUUGGACACAAAAAUAAGAAUUAAAAGAAAAAACCAAACCAGUUACAACAAAAUCACAAACCCAAAAGGGACAAGAAAGUCAAUUAAAUUUCACAGUUAAAUUUCCAAGCCCCACAAGUUGAGAGGUCAGAAAUUGCAGUAUGUCAAACUAAUUUUAUUUUGGUAAAAUUUUCAGGCAUUUUUUGAUCAGUGGAGUUUCCUUAGGUUUUGGAUUUGUCCUUCAAAAUUAUGACAAAUUUAGAGGAUGUUUAACUUUUUUCAAGAAGUAUUGUUAAUGCCUACUCACAAAAAAAAAAAAAGAGUCUCUUUUUAGUUAAUGAAAUGUUUCAAUGAGAUCCUGCAGAAUAUUUGAUACCAGGCAUUAACUCCAAGUUUGAAUCAGCUGGGACUUGUGGCAUCAGUGCAUUAAGCCUGGAAAAACCGAGUUUGCUUUCAGAUGGGCAAUGACAGUAUUUGUAGCAAAAUUUUCUGUUAUGAUUUUUGCAGUUGGUCAUGCAAACAGGAUUGGACCUGUAAUGUCAAAUGUGCAGUUGCUAUUUGUAUUUGCCCUUAUGUUCAUGGCUUAAAGUCAAAGAUCAUUGUAGCCUCUCAUGUAUAUGACUGUUAAUUUGCAUUACUCAUUAGUUUAAGAGGUUAAGAAAAGUACUAAGAGAAUAUUCUUCUGUCUCUGACCCCAGGAAUGUUGAAGAACAUUC
Messenger RNA from Ficedula albicollis (Collared flycatcher), 4019 nucleotides. RefSeq names its product solute carrier family 35 member F5 (gene SLC35F5). Lineage: Eukaryota; Metazoa; Chordata; Aves; Passeriformes; Muscicapidae. Bases 347 to 1789 code for a protein of 480 amino acids. The record is from RefSeq and is a predicted model, not a curated record. Gene Ontology annotation, cellular component: membrane. Gene Ontology annotation, biological process: regulation of peptide transport. The transcript is spliced from 17 exons.